Messenger RNA from Sinocyclocheilus grahami, 1938 nucleotides. RefSeq lists its product as uncharacterized. Bases 278 to 901 code for a protein of 207 amino acids. The transcript has 4 exons. Gene Ontology annotation, biological process: regulation of transcription by RNA polymerase II. NCBI's taxonomy places the organism in Eukaryota, Metazoa, Chordata, Actinopteri, Cypriniformes, Cyprinidae. The record is from RefSeq and is a predicted model, not a curated record.
UCCUCUUUCGCUGUCUGCACUGUAUGCACGCACAAGGGCAGGGAAAAGUGCGGGGCAGGAGACAGCGAGAAGAAAAAAAUCAACAAAAAAACAGAAGCUGCUUCUGUGUUUUCUUUCAAACGCAUUCCCGCUGCAUCAUUACCAGAGAACAGGCACCCCCGGCUCACAAAACCUGCGUUGCAGAAGGAGGCAGGUGCCCUUGAAGAUCACCUGGGAGCAGGUGGAGGAGAACCUGUCACGGCUACCGUCUGACUCCCACGUGGGGGGACUUGUCCUGAUGUCAAACGAGGAGUGCCGUUCGCCCAUCGGCCUGGACUGCUGCAGCUGCUGUCUGGAUCUGGCCAAUGGCUGUGAGCCUGAGCCGGGCCGAGCGGGUCACACCAGCCUGGGAAGCCCUACAUCCGUCAACCACUUCAGACAGCUCCGAGACCAGCUUCACUUUCAGAACCUAAACACAGAUAAGCUCAACAACAUCAUGAGACAGGACUCGUUGGAGUCGGUGGUCCGGGACCCCUGUUACCUGCUCAACGAGGGCAUCUGCAACAGCAGCAUUGACCAAACCAUGCUGUCCAUACUGCUGUAUUUCCACAGUGCCUCUGGCGCAAGCGUUGUGGCAAUUGACAACAAGAUCGAACAAGCAAUGGAUCUUGUGAAGAAUCACUUAAUGUAUGCAGUCAGGGAGGAAGUUGAGAUCUUGAAAGAGCAGAUCAAGGAACUGGCAGAGAAGAACAACCAGUUGGAGCGUGAGAACAGCCUGCUGAAGAACCUGGCGAGCCCAGAGCAGCUGGAGAAGUUUCAGUCACGUUUGCCCUCAGACUCCAGCCUCCCCCUGGAGCCUCUGGAGCUGGGGUCCCCCGAGGACGGCGAGCUCCAGUACAACAGCACGGGAUCUGCUGUAUAAGUGGCUCUGCCAUGGGGCGGGCAGAGCCACAGCUCUCACCUGAAAUAGACCUCCAAAUAUGCAACUUCAAGAUGAAGCUGGCUGUACAGAUGAAAACCUGACCUGAAAUGAAAGCAUUGCGACAAGUGGCCUAGUUCAGUAAUAUCUGACAAUCUCUUCGGACUAACGCGGAAAAGAGAGAGUGAUGUAGAUGUCCGAGGUUACUGUACAACGGGACUGACGUGCCCCUUGUUAGGAAGGGGGCCCAGCCUUGCUUUCCUUUGGUCCCUCUCACGAAGAGACGGAGAGGGGUUUGCCUGAUGGAGCUGGCAGAGAGCGCAUCUUUGGCCUAUCCAAGUCAAGCCAAGGAAAUGUAUACGUCCCUGCGAGACGCCCCCACAGCUCCACCUGACGCAAGCUAUACGGGACUCACUUCAUGCCCUCCAUUGAUCCCUAGUGCUGUGGACAUUUCUUAGCUCCCGUGGUUAAGGACGUUCGAGACGGACCUGUACGGAGCGCUGGUCCUCUCGUCCACAGUGGUGACUCCUGCCAUAUGAUUUGUAUAGCAUCGCUUGUAUCUCUGCAGAUGGGGCCUGCUGCUUAUGGGGAUUAUUGCUUGUUUGUGUUGUGAAACGGAACAAAAUCAACUUGUUUAUAUGGGCUAUGUGUAAAAAAUGAUGUUUUUCUUAUUGUGGGAAUGAAAAUCUGUAUACAUUUGCAUAGUUCUGUAAAUCAGCGACUGAUGUAAAGAGAAAUGUUCUGAAACGGAGGCUGCGAAUGUUCUGCUGACAUGUCGAACAUCUGUUCUGUUGACCUUCUAUGCCAACCAACUACCAGGCACAACGGUGUCUGAAGAGGGCCACAUGUUUUCGAAUGAACUUUGUAUUUUCUAACUACCAAAGACUUGCCUAAUACUCACAAGCCAACAGGACCAUGUGGAACUUUUCACAGGGAGAAGUUUUUUUUUUUUGACCGCAGUCUUUUUGAAACAUGGGUAUUGUUGCCUCAUUGUGUCCAAUUUUUAUUUUUUAUUUUUUUUUUACAAAUUAUGGAUGCAA